Messenger RNA from Gasterosteus aculeatus aculeatus (three-spined stickleback), 5335 nucleotides. NCBI's taxonomy places the organism in Eukaryota, Metazoa, Chordata, Actinopteri, Perciformes, Gasterosteidae. The record is from RefSeq and is a predicted model, not a curated record.
CAGUUUCCUUCUGGGAAAUGCACAGAUCGUGCAGUGGCCAGUCGUUUACAGCAACGAUGGAUUCUGCAAGCUGUCUGGAUACCACAGAGCUGAAGUCAUGCACAGAAGCAGCUCGUGCAAUUUCAUGUACGGCGACCUUACUGAUAAGAAGACUAUAGACAACAUUAGACAGACCUUUGAUAACUAUGAGUCCCAAUUCUAUGAGGUGCUGCUGUACACAAAAAAUAGAACACCGAUAUGGCUCUACAUGCAGGUAGCUCCAAUCAGAAACGAGGACAACAAGGUGGUGCUUUUCCUCUGCACCUUUAGAGACAUCACGGUGUUCAAACAGCCGAUCGAAGAUGAAACAAAUAAAGCGGGAUGGACCAAAUUUGCCAGACUGGCGCGGGCACUGUCCAACAAUCGCAACCUUGUGCAGCAGUUAGCCGAUCUGAGCACUGAGGUCAGCCACAAGCCCUCCAGACUUGCCGAGGCUCUUCAGCUGGGAUCAGACAUCCUCCCUCAGUACAAACAAGAGGCUCCAAAGACCCCUCCACACAUCAUCCUCCACUACUGCACCUUCAAGACCACCUGGGACUGGGUCAUCCUCAUCCUCACCUUCUACACCGCCAUCAUGGUGCCCUACAACGUCUCCUUUAAGACCAAGCAAAACAAUUUGGCUUGGCUGGUGCUGGACAGCGUGGUGGACAUUGUCUUCCUGAUUGACAUUGUGCUCAACUUCCACACCACCUUUGUGGGUCCCAAUGGGGAGAUCGUCUCAGACGCGAGGCUCAUUCGAAUGAACUACCUGAAGACGUGGUUCGUCAUCGACCUGCUGUCCUGUUUGCCCUACGACAUCAUCAACGCCUUUGAACACGUAAAUGACGAUUUCGCGCCGUCUUUAUCUCAAGCAAGUCAUCUUCGCGAGUCUUCAGUUUUCCACAGGAAUACGACGCGAACAGAGGACUCUCUGCUCCCAGGUCUCAGCAGUCUGUUCAGCUCCCUUAAGGUGAUCCGCCUGCUCCGGUUGGGCCGGGUGGCCCGUAAACUGGACCACUACCUGGAGUAUGGAGCAGCCGUCCUGGUUCUGCUGGUGUGCGUCUUUGGCCUGGUGGCCCACUGGCUGGCCUGCAUCUGGUACAGCAUCGGGGACUACGAAGUCAUCGACGUGGCCACCAACACCAUCAAGACGGACAGCUGGCUCUACCAGUUGGCCCUGAGCAUCGGGACUCCUUACCGCUACAACGCCAGCGGGACGGGACAGUGGGAGGGCGGUCCCAACAAGGACACGCUGUACAUCUCUUCUCUCUACUUCACCAUGACGAGUCUCACCACCAUCGGCUUCGGCAACAUCGCUCCGGCCACGGAUGGAGAGAAAAUUUUCUCCGUGGCCAUGAUGAUGGUGGGCUCGCUGCUAUAUGCCACCAUCUUCGGAAAUGUCACCACUAUCUUCCAGCAGAUGUACACCAACACAAACCGCUACCACGAGAUGCUGAACAACGUGCGUGACUUCCUGAAGCUUUAUCAGGUUCCCAAAGGCCUGAGUGAGAGGGUCAUGGACUUCAUCGUCUCCACCUGGGCAAUGUCUAAAGGCAUCGACACAGAUAAGGUCCUCUCAAUCUGUCCCAAAGACAUGCGGGCGGACAUCUGCGUCCACCUCAACCGGCAGGUGUUCAACGAUCACCCGGCCUUCCGCUUGGCGAGCGACGGCUGCCUGCGCUCUCUGGCCGUGGAGUUCCAGACCACCCACUGUGCACCCGGUGACCUCAUCUUUCACGUGGGCGAGAGCGUGGACACCCUCUGCUUUGUAGUCUCCGGCUCACUAGAGGUCAUCCAGGACGAUGAGGUCAUCGCAAUACUCGGUAAAGGUGACGUGUUUGGAGACGUGUUCUGGAAAGAGACCACGCAGGCCCGGGCUUGCGCCAACGUCCGAGCUUUGACCUACUGCGACCUGCACGUCAUCAGGAGGGACGCUCUGAUGAGGGUGCUGGAGUUUUACACGGCGUUCGCCAACACGUUCUCCCGCAACCUCAUCCUCACCUGCAACCUACGGAAACGGAUAAUCUUCAGAAAGAUUGCUGAUGUGAAGAGGGAGCAGGAGCGGCGAAAAAACGAGGUGACCCUCUCCAUCCCCGAUGACCACCCGGUCCGCAAGCUGUUCCAGAGGUUCAGGCAGCAGAGGGACGCUCCGCCACCGGGAGAGUCUCACUCCUACUUUGAUCACAACUGCGUGCAGGUGGAGCCGCAGCACCACCGUCACCGCGAAUCAAACUCCUACACACUGUGUCAGUCUGCAUCUUCUCAGCAGCAGGAGUACGGCGCCCCGGCGCAGAAUAACCCGCCCUGCUCAGGAGCGGGGAAAGUGGGCGGCGGGGGCAGCCCGGCUGCGGCGGCACCGAGGUUUGACCCCGGUGAGAAGUCGGAGCAAGGCUGCACACAAGAGGCCGAGGCGUCUACAGCGAGGCCCACUGCGGAGAGUCUGCGUUGUCAGAGGGUCGACAGCCCUGCGAAGCGCGGUGGUGCAGCCGGAGAGGGAGCGGCAGGUGGCGUUACCGGCCGCCCCGGAGGCCGAGGCUGGUCGAAGUUCAGAAACGCCGCUUCAGCUGCACCACCGCCUCCUGCCGUGGAGCUGGAGAAGAAGAAGCCAGAGAAAGCAGAGGAGUGGCAGAAAGCGCCCGGGUCCUCAGAACGUUUAGCUGUCGUCAACAAGAACCCGGAUUUGGGUGAAAGUGCAGAGGCGGGGAGCGUAGAGAUGGGCAACAGUGCGGGAGAGGCAGCGGAAGAAAUAAGCGCCCUGCACAAAACCGACUCCUGCGACAGUGGCAUCACCAAGAGCGACCUUCGCAUCGACCGAGCGGGAUACUCGAGAAGCUCCUUCGAGAGGAGCCCGAUGGAAAGGAGCCCCCUGGAGAGAAACCCGUUUGAGCACGGCCUCGGGGUCGACCCACUCAAACACUCCUCGGCUCAGCCGCCGUCCGAACAAGCGCUCCUCCAGGCGACCCUGCAGGAGGCCAAGCUGGAGCUGAAGGGAGACAUCCAGAAGCUGAGCGGCCGCCUGUCGGUGCUCGAGUCUCAGGUGAGCGAGAUCCUCAGACUGCUGUCGAUGAGAAGAAGACUCUCGCUGCCGCCGAGCUCGUCCCCGAAGGCCCGAGUGAAAUAUCAGGACUCGGCCGCUGCCUCCAAGCCGGUCGCACCAAAGGCCGACGACGGGCCUUUUUGAAGUGUCUGAUUUGAAAAGCCAGAAACUGGAUAUAUCUUAAAAACUGAUGUAUAAAAAGUUUGCAUGUCCUGCUGGACUCUCUCCCAUUAAACACCACCACUGCAUGCAGACCUUUUUAGAUGUUGCCCUAAGAAAAAAAACAGGGAUUUUGCUAACAACCGGUCUUUGACUUUAUGGUUGUGUGUAUAUUGAAGAAUGCCAAAAAGAACCACGAACAAUAACUCACCAAACACUUAUUGCUGGGAAAUGCAAGAAGCAUAAUAAAAAACAAUGCAUAGCUCUAUAUAUCUAACGAUUGAUGCUCUGAUGAAGGCUUUUGGUGAAACUUCUGCCUGAAACGAGCUGAUGUCACAAUCUUCAAACACAUUUUGGGCUUAAGGCUUUUUAUGAAGCUGUCAUUUUCAUGGUGUUCCUUAACUUUUAUUUUAUCUUUAAUUUAUAGUUUUUGGCAGAAUAUCAGAGAAGAGGUUAAGCAAGAUGGUUCACCUGCAAUGACUGUCAUUGAUCAUGUAAACAGAGCUGGCAGUGGUGGAGAAAGCAAACUGGAGCUCAAUCAGCGUUUGCACAUGUGGUACGGUAUUAAUUGUCAGGUAAUGAUAUGUGCCUUACAAUAAUAAAGCCUCAUCCAGGGUUGUAUUGGUCGUGGUCAACUCUUAUUUUUUGAGCGUAUGUUAUAGUAGAAAUGUUUAUCCUGUUUUUAGUUUCUAUAUUUUGGGGGGAUAUUCUCAUUUGAAUCUGUCACCGCACUUUGCAUUUAUUUUAUGUAUGGUUGAGAAAGUCCUUAUAUUGUGUCUGAGCUUCAUUCCCACGCAUGUGAAAUAGGAAGAGGUGCUUUAAUAGAGUUGUAUCGUUAAAUAUCGUUAUCUCUAUUUUUGUGAAAGACUUCUGUUCUUUUGGUAAAAUGAGAAUAAUUUGACACGUAAGAGCAAACUUACUGUGCAUCCCAUCAUGUAACUAUACCUCUUGCUCAGGUAUAUUUGCUCUAUUGUUGAAUUCAGUAUGAAUGAUUUUAUCUUUGAGUAACUAUAAGCUGCAAUUAAUAAUUUUAGAACAUUAAGGACACGCUGCUAUGCAAGUCUAAAUGAACUGACACUGCUAUUUGUGAUGCAAACAUUUGUUACGGUUGUAUAAAGACCAUUCCAAUAACGUACACGACCACACGGCACGGUUACGGUUUUAGUUUGAGAUGUUUUUUAAAAUGUUUGUGUGGCUGAAUCAUCUCAGUAUGAGUUUGAAAGCAUGUGUCUGUCCAAUGCAUCUAUUUUAUAUAACGUGUAUAAAGGCCGUUGCAUGCAUUCAGGGAAACCUGUAAACAGUGAAAUGAAUAAUGAAAAAGUGAUGCCUGCUCACCAUCUGUUGUUUAUUUUUCUCUGUUAUGCAACUAAAGUCAGUCUCUAUGUAAAUCCAAUGCAGUGAAUUCUGCAAGAUGCAUAGAGUUUUUUUUCUUUUCUUGUCUUUUACAGUUUUAUUUUGUUCAUCAAAGUGAGUCAAAUCUGUGUCAAUUAACUUAUUUUCUACAGACUGUUUUGAUUCAAUAGAUGACAAAGGUUACAGUAAAGGGACAUUUAGGGAGAUGUAACAGGGAACAACAAAAGGUGUCCAACUUUCAAGUAAUCAUCACCUUUGGACUGCAGUCAAGCAAGCCUCCAUAUUAGGCAUUAGAGGAACAUCAAAAAGAGCUCAAGUGAAGGUUUUAGGAAUAUCACAUUCAUUUGAUAAGUAUAUUAUAGAUUCAUUAGUUUCUACAUAAAAAAACAUAGAUAAUAAUAAAUUAAAUGAAUGAAUGAAAAAAUUGCAUUUUAUAAAUAACUUUAAAAACGCAAUAAUAAUAAUAAUAAUAAUAAUAACAACUGCAUGUAAACUGUGUAAGGAAGGUAUGAAUUCCAAUUUUAUGAAUACAUACAUAUAAAUAAGCAGAUAACCGGUAGGGAAAUAGCAAACAACGGCACAGUGCAGCACAAGGGACAUUGUGAUGUAUUUUAAAUUCAAAGCCUUUUAAAAUAUCAUUCACUUUCCUCUUUUAUUUUAGAUUAUAUUUAAAAGGAAAUGGACUAAAUUUAUGUAGGACAUGUAGGUGAGGGUUUUCAAUGUAAUUUCAAUGUAAUUCCAUAUUCAAUAAAAGAUUACUUAUUUUCA